Molecule: messenger RNA, 279 nt
Organism: Racocetra fulgida
Lineage: Eukaryota; Fungi; Glomeromycota; Glomeromycetes; Diversisporales; Gigasporaceae
Source: the annotation of a GenBank genome assembly
AUGGAACACAUAAUUAUAGGAUAUUAUUGUGCUGGUACUCCUUAUUUAUCACCAGAAGCUAUUAAGAAAAUCAUUCAAUCUCAAGAGAUCGUUAAAAAUAUAUGUAGAGAAAUGGCUUAUAAAUAUAGAUUCAGUUCUAUUAGGUUGGAGGCUGGCUUUUCAGCUAAUAAGAUUAGUAUAACUGAUAUUCUGAUAAAAAAAGUAGAUGAAAUAAAUGACUUACAAGCUAGGCAUGCACAAAAUCGCAAAAAACUAAAUACGAGACAAAAAGAGUCUUAG